Messenger RNA from Xenia sp. Carnegie-2017, 960 nucleotides. Its product is annotated as retinol dehydrogenase 14-like. NCBI's taxonomy places the organism in Eukaryota, Metazoa, Cnidaria, Anthozoa, Malacalcyonacea, Xeniidae. Bases 201 to 749 code for a protein of 182 amino acids. The transcript has a single exon. The record is from RefSeq and is a predicted model, not a curated record.
CUGCCUUGAAUGAUAUUGUAAAACAAACUGGUAAUAAUGAUAUAAUAUUGAAGCAUUUGGAUCUCUCUUCCUUCAAGUCAGUGAGAAAAUUUGCUGAAGAAAUAUACAGCAGUGAAGAGAAAAUCGAUGUUUUGAUAAAUAAUGCUGGAACAGUUAGUACAGUUGAGAGAAAACUCAGUGAAGAUGGUCUUGAAUUAACAAUGGCAGUGAAUCAUUUUGGACAUUUCCUGUUGACAAAUUUACUUCUAGAUCUACUUCGUCGUUCAGCUCCUUCUCGUAUCGUUGUCGUAUCUUCAUCGUAUCAUUAUUCCUUUAUUACUACACGAUCAUUGAUAAAAUUGGAUGAUUUGCAAUUUGAAAAAUCCUAUACAAACUUGGAAGCCUAUGGACAAAGCAAACUUGCUAAUAUUUUAUUUACUCGUGAAUUGGCUAAACGUUUAAAGGGAACUGGUGUUAUUGCAAACUCCCUUCAUCCUGGUGUUUUUAGCACUGAAAUUGGUCGCGAUGCAUUUCCACAGAACUUUAAUAAAUUUGUAAAAUUUAUUUCACAUGUAGUAAUGAAGACGCUUGAGGAGGGAGCGCAGACAACAAUACACCUUGCUGUGUCUGAAGACGUAGAAAAUGUUACUGGAAAGUAUUUUGUGGAUUGUGAAGAGACAAAACCAGCUCAUACAGCAGAAGACGAUGAUGGAGCUAAACGACUGUGGGAACUUAGCGAAAAAAUUGUUCAACUAUCUACACAAGAAUAAAACAAUCUUAUUUCAAAACAAAAGCUGCAAUGCUCAUCAAUUUACAAUGUUAGUUUAUUUGGUUAGCUUAAUAGAAUGUAACAUGAUAUCUCUACAGAUAGCAGGUUUCACGGCUCUUCAGAUAUGACAUUCACAAAUGAAGAGUUUAAAACAUAUAAUUUUUCUGCUUGAUAUAUGAUCUCUUUAAAAAAACCCGCACUGUACCACCGUA